Rhineura floridana is the source of this 4569-nucleotide messenger RNA. RefSeq names its product glucocorticoid induced 1 (gene GLCCI1). The transcript is spliced from 9 exons. Gene Ontology annotation, cellular component: cytoplasm. NCBI's taxonomy places the organism in Eukaryota, Metazoa, Chordata, Lepidosauria, Squamata, Rhineuridae. The coding region runs from base 234 to 2012 and encodes 592 amino acids. The record is from RefSeq and is a predicted model, not a curated record.
UCCGGCUACGCCAUCUCCUUCUCAGUGGCCGCCGGCGUCGUGUGAACAAUGUGAGCCGAGAGGGUCUGAGCUGCCGAGGUGGGCAGCCAUGGCCACAGCCUGGCGAUAGUCGCAGCGUGGAACGCGCUCUGGAACUUGCCCCGUCCGGCCCCGUCCCGUUCUCUUUCUCCAGAGGGCGUGCGAGCGAGCGUGCGUCUUGCUGUCUUGUUUCUCUCGCCCUUCGAAACGCCGCCAUGUCCAGCUCCUCCUCGCAGACCCCUCCUCACCACCAGCCCCCGCAGAGGAUACGCCGCGGCGCCUCCGGGUCCCCCACCAGCGGUAGCACCGUCGCCUCGAUCGGUAGUAACGGGGCCGGCGGCGGAGGAAACAGCAGCAACAGUAGUAGCAGCGGCGCCCCCGGUGGCAGCGCCGGGACUAGCCGGCUGCUCCAGCCUAUCCGCGCCACUGUCCCUUACCAGCUCCUCAGGGGCAACCAGCACAGCCCGACUCGCUCGCCGGCCGCCUCAGCCUCGGUGGGGAGCAACACCGGCCCAGGGGGGCCUCGAGGCGGAGGAGGGGGCGGCAACGGCGGCAGCCCGACCCCGCCGAGCUCUACCCCGCCGUUAGUCCUAGCGGCGGCUGCUAGUGCCACCGUCGCCACCCCGCCAGGAGCAGGCGGCGCGGCGGAGCCAGGGAGGGUGAAGGUGAGGCAGAGGCGCUCGCCCGACAGCAGCAGCAACGGCAGGCGGAGAAGCAUCUCACCUGAGAGAAGGAGCCCCAGUUCGCCCAUAUACAGAGGGUUGAUGGCCUCUGUUUACACCUUCCAGGGUACUAAACUGGGGGACACUUGCAGACAAGUGGACAGGCCAAAAGCCCAGCAAAUUAGAACAUCUAGCACCAUAAGACGUACCUCUUCUUUGGACACAAUAACAGGACCUUACCUCACAGGACAGUGGCCACGAGAUCCCCACAUACACUAUCCUUCAUGCAUGAGGGAUAAAUCCACUCAGACACCUAGCUGUUGGGCGGAAGAGGUAUUAGAAAAGAGAUCGCAUCAGCGUUCAGCUUCAUGGGGGAGUGCUGAUCAACUGAAAGAAAUUGCCAAAUUAAGGCAGCAGCUCCAGCGCAGUAAACAGACUAGUCGUCACAAUAAAGAAAAAGAACGUCAGUCACCUCUCCAUGGCAACCAUAUAGCAAUCAAUCAGACUCAGGCUUCUAUCUCAAGAUCAGUCCCUAUGCCACUGUCAAACAUUUCAGUGCCAAAAUCAACUGUUUCACGUGUGCCGUGCAAUGUAGAAGGAAUAAGUCCUGAACUAGAAAAAGUGUUCAUCAAAGAGAACAGUGGAAAGGAAGAAGUGUCCAAGCCCUUGGAUAUUCCUGAUGGCCGAAGAGCGCCUUUACCUGCUCACUAUCGUAGCAGCAGCACACGCAGCAUCGAUACACAAACACCUUCUGUUCAGGAGCGCAGUAGUAGCUGCAGCAGCCAUUCCCCAUGCAUUUCUCCCUUUUGUCCUCCUGAAUCUCAGGAUGGGAGUCCUUGCUCUACAGAAGAUAUGCUGUAUGAUCGUGACAAAGACAGUGGGAGUAGCUCACCGUUGCCCAAGUAUGCCUCCUCUCCUAAACCCAACAACAGCUACAUGUUCAAACGAGAGCCCCCAGAGGGAUGUGAGCGGGUGAAGGUCUUUGAGGAAAUGUCGGCUCGUCAGCCUGUCUCAACCCCUCUCUUUUCAUGUCCUGACAAAAAUAAAGUUAAUUUCAUCCCGACCGGAUCAGCUUUCUGUCCUGUAAAACUUCUGGGUCCUUUACUACCAGCUUCUGACCUGAUGCUCAAAAGUUCUCCAAACUCUGGUCAAAGCACAGCUUUGAGUACUCUGACUGUUGAGCAGCUUUCAUCUCGGAUCGCUUUCUCCUCUUUGUCGGAUGACACCAGCACAAUGGACUCUACUGAGGUUUUAGUACAGCAGCCGCCACCACUUCUGCAAGAACUACAGUCUGAUGAACACUCAUCUCCUCAAAACUAUGUGGUAAUCUAGACUAGCAAGCCAGAGUGACAGUCUAAAACUCAACUGCAUGAGUGGCACUUUUUUGGAACAAAACAAAGCUACUUAUCAGCAUCUUUCUAUAUUUCUGUGCUGUUCUUGGCAGGGACAGAUAUGCGUUCAGCAUUUUUGUGUGCGUGUGGAGCGGGGAGCAGAGUGCUUGCAGAAUCUGUGUAUCAUUAAGCAUUUUAAGUGGAGACUAUGCAUUUCAUAGAAUGUUUGACCAGAUUAGUACUUUGUCCUGUGUUCUGUUUCAAAUUCUACAGUAUAAAUAAGCUCUAUAUCAAACAAAGGUUGCCUGUCUAAAUAGAAAUUGUCUUGCUGUGUUGUAUUCUAUGGAAAAUACUGUACUUCAGGAUUAUGUUUACAAUUUAUCCAGGUAUUUAUGUUUUGAAUUUCUGUAAUACAUACAAUGCAAAAAAAAAAUGGCCACAACAGUUGCACAGUGCCCACCCUAUGGCCUAGCUUCAGGUACUUCUCUCGAAGUCUAAACUCAGGUAACUUGGAAUGUAUAUCAUAUUGGGAUAUAAAAUAUUUUACAGCUAAAAAGCUAAAGAGGGAACAUCACUCUUCUGCCUUUCCUUAUUUUAUGCAUUAAUAUUUCCUCAUUACAUUCCACUUUCUUGGAAAAAGUGCAUUCAAAUCCAGGGGAAUAACAACCCUGGACAUGGGUGAACAUGAGGAGAACCAGCAAAUCUGUGAUGUAUGACAUCACAUUGUCAUGUGGUUACAGGUAAAACAACUGUUGCAUUUACUGUCAUUUCAGCGUGUAAAAUGUGGCAUUCAGAAGUUUCAGGUGUUGCACAGUUAAUGACUGUUAAGUUGUUUGCGAAUAAAGUGUUCAGUUUUAGGCUGUACAUAAGAAACAUUCCAUGGCGUGUGCAGGAGAGAGGAUCCAAGGCAAGAAUGUUUUCAUUUAAUUUCAGCAAUCUUUUUUUCAUGUUUCAGAGGGAGUGGGUGGGAAUUUCCUCUCAUGUUUGUGUUGGCAAGUUAAAAACGUGAAAUGCUACUGUUACCAUUUUAUGAGUCUAAUUAAUGUUUAGUUUCUCUUUUGGAGGAAAUGUUCAUUUGUGUGCUGGUUGCAAACAAAUUCUUGCAUUUUUGACAAGCAAUGAUUGGUGAACUUUGUUUUAUUUGUACAGUGGGUAUUUUGCGUCUGGACUGAAAAGAAUCUCUUUAAGUGGCAUAUGAGGUUUUGUAAAAAAUUUAAAAAAUUACAAAGAAAGAAAAAGAAAAAAGCAAUAGUUUUUAAGUCAUGUAUCUAAUCAAAGUCUUUCUUAAUACCCUCUGGUUUAGGCCGUUGGCAGGUAAAUUUAUUGCAGUUUGAACGUGGGUGGACAGUGCAAUAGCUUGUCUUCCCAGACGCUGCAUAACUUAGAAGCCUCCAGUAGCAUUACUGUACAGUAGCCCUGGAACUAUGAGAGCACUGCUUUCAGAAAUAAUGAACCUGCAAUACAAAGAGGACUCCAAAGGCAAGUGACUCAAUAUUCUUGGCUCUGUGUUUUCAGUUCAGUGGAAGUAGCUUUAUGCAAGUCUAUUCCUAAGAAAGCCUGCUGCCCCCGUUCAGGAACUGCAAAGAUUAAGUCUGCAGCUGCUGCAGCAUUUAUACUCUCUCCACUACUUUCUUUUGAGGAAAGGGGGAGGGAAUAAUAAAAAGGCCUCAGUGAAGAGUACCUAAGAAAACAAAUAUGGAAAAUAUGCAGCACAUAUAUGUUGCUGCAAAAUGAAGCCCAGUUUCCUUCCUAUCCUCACCAAAGAGUUUGGUAAUAACCUGUUAGGAAGUUAGACCUACAGCCUCUUUAUAGUUGCUGCAUGACUGUAGGAGCAGGCUGGGAAUGGAAAGCUAAAUAUCUGUUUGUCAUUUGUUUUCACAGUAUUUUUUUUUAAUACAGCAACAGGCAUUUUUAAUUUUGCUAAUCUCAGGCCUUGGUGGAAGCACUAUAUAGUUUGUACGUUAAAGUGUAAGGGAAAAGCGUCCAGUUCUUGUGACAAAAAUGUGGGUUCUUUAAAGGUUCACAUUAAAGUUAAAUAUUACAGUACAUUUCCCUUCUUACCCUGUUUUAUUCCCCAAAUAUAAAUACAUAGUCAUGGUUCUUGAUGCUAUAGGAUUUUAUGAGAAACUCUUAUCAGGUGAUUUUUAGAUCAAGAAUGAAUGAACUCUGGUGAACAAUAUUUACAGUAAUACUUCUGUUUUCUCAUGAGAAACUAAAUAUUAAUUGUCACGCGCAUUUGUUCUUGGCAUAUUGGAAGGUUCUAAAUCAAAUGUGUUAAAGCUAAUGCUUUGCUAUGUAAAUUUCCCAGCAGUUGUUGAUCUCUGAUAUAUCCUGCAUUCAGCUGUAGAAAUUUGUCAAAUAUUGUUUCAAGAGUUUUGUAUAUAGUUGUACUGUUAUUUCUAGCUACUGUGCUGAACAGUAUUCGAAAUACCACACAAUAUUGCUUUACAGAAGGAAAUGUGUGGCUUUUGUUUUGUAUUUUUUCAGUAUAGACGUUCCUGUGUCUUAUUUAAAUAAAAUUAUUAGGAAAAAAAACCCUACAACCUGUAAAUGUAAUG